Molecule: messenger RNA, 3744 nt
Organism: Acipenser ruthenus (sterlet)
Lineage: Eukaryota; Metazoa; Chordata; Actinopteri; Acipenseriformes; Acipenseridae
Product: zinc finger protein 239-like
Exons: 2
Coding region: 156-1004 (282 amino acids)
Biological process (GO): regulation of transcription by RNA polymerase II
Molecular function (GO): RNA polymerase II cis-regulatory region sequence-specific DNA binding; DNA-binding transcription factor activity, RNA polymerase II-specific
Source: RefSeq, a predicted model, not a curated record
AAUGGCAGGCGAGAGAGGGGGCGGGUUUGUUUUCGCUUCGGUUCCUCACAAUAUUCUUCCCUGAAGGAGAGAGAGGAGGCCGGAGAGGCUGAAUUAACGAGAAAUUUGUUGAGAAGACAAAACUGGAUUAUCCUUGUGAAACAGAAGAUUCAACGAUGGAGCCUGUCCAUAUUAAACAGGAGAGACCUGUACUAGAAUCAGUCCAUAUUAAAGAGGAGAGUCCUGUACUGGAAUCAGUCCAUAUUAAAGAGGAGAGUCCUGAACUAGAAUCAGUCCAUAUUAAAGAGGAGAGUCCUGUACUGGAAUCAGCCCAUAUUAAAGAGGAGAGUCCUGAACUAGAAUCAGCCUGUAUUAAAAGGGUUAUUCUCAAUUCUAACCCCUUAAGCAGCUUUCAGGGCUCUCUUACCUGUGGUGACUGUGGGAAGAGUUUCAGUCAGUCAGGCACUUUGAAAAGACAUCAGAGAAUCCACACAGGCGAGAAGCCACAUCACUGUGAUGACUGUGGGAAGAGUUUCAGAGAGCCAAGGGACUUCCAAAUACACCAGCGAAUCCACACUGGAGAGAAACCGUAUACCUGUGCAGAGUGUGGGAAGAGUUUCACGCAGUCGCAGAGCCUGAAACGUCACCAGCAAACCCACACUGGAGAGAAACUACACAUCUGUGGUGACUGUGGGAACAGUUUCAGUCAGUUACAAAACCUGCAACUUCACCAGCGAAUCCACACUGGAGAGAAACCGCAUGUCUGUGCUGACUGUGGGAAGAGUUUCAGAGAUUUACAAAGCCUGAAACUUCACCAGCGAAUCCACACUGGAGAGAAACGAUAUGUCUGUGGUGACUGUGGGAAGAGAUUCAGCUGGUCAAGCACAUUGAAAAGACACGAGCGAAUCCACACAGGAGAGAAGCCGAAUGUCUGUGCCGACUGCGGGAAGAGUUUCACACGUUUACAAAACCUGAAACUUCACCAGCGAAUCCACUCUGGAAGAGAAACCGUAUACCUGUGCUGACUGUGGGAGGAGUCUCAGAGAUUUACAAAACCUGAAACUUCACCAGCGAAUCCACUCUGGAAGAGAAACCGUAUACCUGUGCUGACUGUGGGAGGAGUCUCAGAGAUUUACAAAGCCUGAAACUUCACCAGAGAAUUCACACAGAAGGGAAACCAAGAUGUCGGUGGUGACUGUGGGAGGAGUUUCAGAUGGAUAUACAGCUUGAGAGGCACCAGCGAAUCCACACAACAGAGAAACCUUCUCACCCAACCUUCUCCCAUAACAUUCGAGAUCUGCUUCAAAGGACUGGAUAUUAGCAACAGAGGGUCGUAAGGAUUUGAAUUGGUUUCAGUUCAGAUUACCUGCCAGUCUGGUCUAAACAAACAGAGCUGAUUCUUAUCUGUUAAUUAAGAAAGUCUGUCUGAAAGCCAGGAUACAACUUCCUAUGAAGGGUUAAGAAUUGCGACACCUGGUGGAUACGAGGCGCCAUGACUUUCAACCCAUGAAAUGAAUUGUUAUCCUGAAACACAAGUGAAUGAAACUGACAUGUUUAUCCUUCUGUGAUCAAUAUAACUAGCGAGCACAAAAUGAAGUUUUGUUCUAUACAUGUUUCGAAUCCUGCUCUCUCUCUCUCUCUCUUUUUCUCUCUCUCUCUCUAUGGAGGAGGGUCGCUUCCUGUGUUAAUGACGCACAUUGCGAAUACAAAUACACACAAUACAGCACUGUGCAAAAGAGCUGGCCAAAACAUUAGGAACACCUGCCAUACACACACAGCAUGCAAAUACACACAAUACAGCACUGUGCAAAAGAGCUGGCCAAAACAUUAGGAACACCUGCCAUACACACACAGCAUGCAAAUACACACAAUACAGCGCUGUGCAAAAGAGCUGGCCAAAACAUUAGGAACACCUGCCAUACACACACAGCAUGCAAAUACACACAAUACAGCACUGUGCAAAAGAGCUGGCCAAAACAUUAGGAACACCUGCCAUACACACACAGCAUGCAAAUACACACAAUACAGCACUGUGCAAAAGAGCUGGCCAAAACAUUAGGAACACCUGCCAUACACACACAGCAUGCAAAUACACACAAUACAGCGCUGUGCAAAAGAGCUGGCCAAAACAUUAGGAACACCUGCCAUACACACACAGCAUGCAAAUACACACAAUACAGAACUGUGGAAAAGAGCUGGCCAAAACAUUAGGAACACCUGCCAUACACACACAGCAUGCAAAUACACACAAUACAGCACUGUGCAAAAGAGCUGGCCAAAACAUUAGGAACACCUGCCAUACACACACAGCAUGCAAAUACACACAAUACAGCACUGUGCAAAAGAGCUGGCCAAAACAUUAGGAACACCUGCCAUACACACACAGCAUGCAAAUACACACAAUACAGCACUGUGCAAAAGAGCUGGCCAAAACAUUAGGAACACCUGCCAUACACACACAGCAUGCAAAUACACACAAUACAGCACUGUGCAAAAGAGCUGGCCAAAACAUUAGGAACACCUGCCAUACACACACAGCAUGCAAAUACACACAAUACAGCACUGUGCAAAAGAGCUGGCCAAAACAUUAGGAACACCUGCCAUACACACACAGCAUGCAAAUACACACAAUACAGCGCUGUGCAAAAGAGCUGGCCAAAACAUUAGGAACACCUGCCAUACACACACAGCAUGCAAAUACACACAAUACAGCACUGUGCAAAAGAGCUGGCCAAAACAUUAGGAACACCUGCCAUACACACACAGCAUGCAAAUACACACAAUACAGCACUGUGCAAAAGAGCUGGCCAGAACAUUAGGAACACCUGCCAUAGACACACAGCAUGCAAAUACACACAAUACAGCACUGUGCAAAAGAGCUGGCCAAAACAUUAGGAACACCUGCCAUACACACACAGCAUGCAAAUACACACAAUACUGCACUGUGCAAAAGAGCUGGCCAAAACAUUAGGAACACCUGCCAUACACACAGUCCUGUUCAGUUUGACACUACAAUAUAAUCCCUUCUUCUUGGUGUCUGUGUUAGUUUACUACAUUCUGAAAAGAGUUUAGAAUACAAUAAAGCCAGUAAUGUAAGCAAUGUUCUGCCUGCCUGGAACUAGAAUGGGGAAUGUAAACUAACUGGAAAGUCAUCAAUCUAGUUUCUGAUGAACUAGUUCUGCACAGAAAGCUGAACUCUGGUAGAAUGUAGCAAACAUUCACUCAGGAAUAAUAUUGUAGUUUCUGUAGAGGCUCUUAUCCAAUUGUAGAUUCAGUGGUUUACCACGAUUGAUUAGACUGAAACAGAAACACUGUUAAACUGAAGUCUAGUGGAACAAUGUAUUAAACACGCACCCAUGCAAUCGUAUUGACUGUGAAACUGCACACAGAUGUGUUUCACCGGCGCUGUGUCGUUUUCCUGCAGCCAGUACUUGCGUGGAGGCCUGGCGCCAUCUACUGGGAGACGUGAGAAUAGCAGGGAGAGGGUUGCAUUCAUUUCAAUGGGAGAGAGAUUAUUAAGACUCCAAACGGUAUCUGGAAAGUUAAUACUCCAGUUUAAAUGUGUCUGUAUUAUACAAGACAGUGAUACACAUACAUAAGGUAUUAUUAGCCAUUUGUAGCGUUAUAAAUUAAUCGGCUAUGAACCAACAAUAACUUCUCAUUUUUUAACUGACAGAUCAGCUGCUAACCUUUGUUAAUGUUUUAUAUAAUUAAUACAACUAUAAUCUGUGUGCUUGUUUUAAAUAAAUAAAAUAAUCUCAUGUU